GACUCUUCGUUUGCCCAACUGAUUUUGAGCGCACAUAACCAAUAUAGAGCCCAACAUGGGGUGGCUGCUUUGACCUGGAACCAGGAAGCAUACCAGUACGCACAAAACAACGCCAACAACUACGACUGUUCCGGUGUUUUAACUCACACCCACGGAAAAUUCGGGGAAAACCUCGCUGCUGGUUACAGCAAUGGUCCCGACGCUGUCAAGGCAUGGUACGACGAAGGUACCUCCUACAACUACCAAGCUGCCAACAGUUACGAUCACUUCACCCAGGUGGUUUGGAAGGGUACUUCCUCCGUUGGAUGUGCUUACAAGGACUGUCGUGCCGAAAACUGGGGAUUAUAUGUUGUAUGUGAAUACGACCCACCUGGUAACGUCGUUGGCCAAAACAAGGCCAAUGUCUUUCCA
Molecule: messenger RNA, 411 nt
Organism: Suhomyces tanzawaensis NRRL Y-17324
Lineage: Eukaryota; Fungi; Ascomycota; Pichiomycetes; Serinales; Debaryomycetaceae
Gene: PRY1
Product: Pry1p
Exons: 1
Cellular component (GO): extracellular region
Source: RefSeq, a predicted model, not a curated record